GAGAGAGGGAGAGAGAGAGAGAGAGAGAGAGAGAGAGAGAGAGAGAGAGAGAGAGAACGUUGAGGGUAAUGCACCAUGCAGACACCAGCGGAUUGAUCUCUCCACUACGCACGUAGGAAGAUUCGGAAGAGGAGAGCGCGUUGAAAUCGGGAGAGUUAAAACCGUGUCCUUCACACGCACAGGAGGAUGAAAUACAUUUUCAUUAAUAUUUAGCCAAGUCUCCAAACUUGAUCUUGAGUGCAGAGCAGAGUCCAGCUGCCAUUCAUCCUCACAGGAAUGGUGGAUCACUUACCGCUUGGUGAAGAGACCUUCCUGUACUGUACUAGCUUAUCGGAGUGUGAACACGACAGCCUCCGUUGCGAUGCCAGCGAAGGGCUGUCCCGAGCCAUCAUGGUGACCGACGCCUGCGUCUACCACCCUUACCAAGGGGUGUCCUCUUCACCGGGGCUCUCUGAGGACGACCUCAGCAUCUCCUCAAGCCCUCGAUCGUCGCUCUGCUCCAGCCCAGAUGCCUCGUCGCCCAAAUCCCACGCCCACGCGAGCUCCAGCUAUGAGAGCAGAAGCUCUUCUGGAGGCGAGAGUCAAGACAGCCUGCUGGACCUCCUUCUCACGCAGGGAAUGAACAACUCGAUAAGCUCCAACAUCGGCAACAGCACCUUGCUCUCCUCCCCACCUUCUUCAUCUUCCACCACCCCACUUUUGCCCAUGGGCCUCGCUUGGGAGUCAAAGAGGGACCAGCGGUUGGGUCUGCUCCAGCACCAAGCCAAAGAGAACUAUUGCGAGUUCCCGAUUUUCCUGGAUGAGCUACAGGAUCCUGCGGCGCUCCUCUUUCAGCCCACUCUGGAAGAGAUUGAAGAGUUCCUGGAAGAGAACAUGGUGGUAGCGAUGGAGAAGGAAGACGAGGGAAGCGAUGAGGCAAUGUCGCCGACGCCAGAGUUCUCUGAGGCCGAAAGGGCCAAAACGAUACCCCGAGAGGUCUCGCAGAACUCAGAUCAGACUGUACCCGUGGCCCAUUCUCCGCUGUCCUCCCACAGAGAGAACAAACAAACACUAAAUACAUCAACAGUCGAUGCAAGCUCGAUAAAUUUGAGCUCCAGUUACAGUGAAGUCGAUGGAAUCAAACAGGAAGACUGUGGAUCACCGUCAGCCUCAGGAGAAAACACAGGUGCUGCUUCCAACGUGCCGGUUAUCUUACAAAUUCAGCCCGUCCAGAUCAAACAAGAGCCUCAAGCCUGCACCGUCUCCGAUGCUCAAAUGCAAGAAACUCAUUUGCAGAAAUCUCAACCGACGCAGGGUCCAUCGGAUAUCAAGAUUGCCCAGCUCCUGGUCAACAUCCAGGGCCAAACCUUUGCCUUGGUGCCUCAGCUGCUCUCCCCAGCAAGCAUUGCAUUUGCAAACAAAAAUUCCUCCAAAUUUGUUCGGAUCGCACCAGUGCCCAUAGCUGCCAAACCCACCGGGCUCGGAGAAGGCGGGUUAGGUAGCGGCUCAACCGCAGGGGUCCUCGCUGGAGGUCAGAGGUACCAGAAGAGUGCAGUGGCAGACCUUAUUAAAAUGCACAAGUGCUCUUUUCCGGGCUGUAAUAAGAUGUACACCAAAAGCAGCCACCUUAAAGCGCAUCUGAGGAGGCACACUGGAGAAAAGCCUUUUGCGUGCACAUGGCCUGGUUGUGGAUGGAGGUUCUCCCGAUCGGAUGAGCUGUCCCGACACCGGCGCUCCCACUCCGGAGUAAAACCAUAUCAGUGCAUUGUCUGCGAGAAGAAGUUUGCCCGCAGCGAUCACCUGUCAAAACACCUCAAAGUCCACCGUUUUCCACGAAGCAACAGGACAGGGCGCUCUGCAAACUGACCCCUUUGACCCCGCUCUGAAAGACUGACACUAAAGCGAGGGGCGGGCGCAUGUGAUGAAGGACAGAACAGAGGAGGACAUGGGGUUGGACUUGCGUGUUAAAAUGCGCAUGUGACGUACGUACUGUGAUCAUGUAAUGGGUGGCAAUGAAAUGACUGUAUAAGGUCGACACAAAUGUUACUUGACACAACCCUCACAAGUGGAAUAAGCUUCUUGUACAGGACAACUUUAUUUUGUCUCACUCGCUUUUGGAACUAAUCAAAAUGGAAUAGCAUUAUGGUAUUCAGAGUAUUUUUAUAUUUUUGUGUCCAAAGAGCCUACAAAAGUUGCAUCGUAUGAAAAAAAUGAAGUGAUUCUUUGAUGCCUUUUGGAGCCUAAUGUUGCCACACAGGAUCAAGCAAAACAGUUGUUAUAUUUUAAUGUGCUGGACAUUUUAUUGUUGUGCUUUGUGAAUAAUGGUGGCCUUGGUUUAAUUAGUCCCCUGCCAAGAAAAGGGACUACUCUGGAUUUGAUUCGAGUCAAGCUUUUAGCCCGUGCUUCAUAACUGAGCUUCUAACGCUCAAGUCAAAACAACCAAGCAAUUGGUUUGGAAUAAUCUCUUCCAGACAUUGUUGGAACCAAUUCAAACUGUUAUUGCUGGUCUAUGUCAAAGCUGCAACCCUACACACGCUACAACCUUUGCCUGUUAAGUAAAAGUCAAUGUCUUCUGGAUUGACCCACCACAGAGAAGAGUGUUGGCAACAGCCUCGACAAAUGUAAAUGAUUAAAAAAUGGCCAAGUAUUUAAAAUGAGGCUUCAAAAUCGUUCAAAAUAACGUUUUUGAAAGAAGUCAAGCUCUUGCCUCCGCUCUCGAAUGCUGUGGACCACUGAAUUUGCUGAAAUCACGCCCCACUCAACUGUGAACUGUCAAUCAAAUACGAGAACUAUGACCUGUGAAAAUGGAAGCUACUUCCUCCAGUAUCCUUCCUAUGCUUACACAUAACUUCACGAACCGUGAAAAUAUAGAUGCUCGAAGCCUCUGGUGGAAAGAAUAUAUCCCACGAAGUUGGCACAGGUCGUUGUCACGGGGUGUUUCCACGCUGUGACAACCAGGAUGUAUUUUUGGGGGUGUAGGUAUAGCUUACUAGCUAACUGCAUGUUGCCAAUGUGCCAUAUAUCCGCUGAAAUGGAUUAAAGCAGGUGGUGGGUGGGUCAAUGAAUGUGGCAUCCAAGCUACUGAUUCCUGUUGUAGCCAAGGCCAAAAUAAUCCGGAAAACUGAAAUGGUCAAUAUCAGUUAAAUGCCCCAGUUGAGCACUGCUUAGUUUUAGUUUUUCAUAUUUUCAGCCUUUUUUACAUGUAUGACGCAUUUGGAAACAUGCAACAUUUCGACACUCGACUGGUCACAACUCUCAACCGGGUCGUCCUCAAACUGGAAUUCCAGGUCAAAGUCAAAGCGAGAACCCUAACAAUGUUCAACAAUAUUGUACAGACAACCUCGGAGGUUGUUUGUUUGUGUUUCUUCUCAACAGCAUACCAGUAACAUAUUCCCACCACUUUUUUUCACAUGUUUAAUAGUGAUUUUGAAUAUCUUUCCCCAAAGGUAUCCGGGACAAGCGUUUUUUUAAUUUUGGCAGCAUACCAGUCAUACCCUCCACCCUUAUUUUCCUGAAACUCGAAUCCUUUGUCCACUUCGAAGCAAGAAACCAGUUGAUUUUGAAUGAUAGCUUACAAACUGAGGUACCUAGCAUAUCUUUCUUUUUUGGCAAUGUAACAAUCACAGCUUUCGACUGGUUGUAUUCAUAAUAAGAGGUCAAUAUCGAAGCAUGGCUAUUCCAUUAUAUUUAUCAGUCGAUCGCCAGAGGUGUGACUGUGCCGAAAUCUGUCACAUCUGAACAUGUUCCGUUUCGGCACAGUCUCAACUUCAAAUUGAUGGUGUCCUCAAACGUCAGAUCCAAGACGCCGCAGUUUAGCUCUUUGCUAGUCAGUGAAGAUGUUGCGGGUGACACACUGCUGCUUCUUUUCUGCUUCUUAUUCCAUACACGGAAGAGUAAACGCCGCAUCGACAUUCCUUUGAGUUCGGAAUACGUUUCCUGGUUGAAAUUAAUAUGAAAAUAAGAACAUUGUAUACGGAUAAUGCUUUCCGCUGAAAUCAUGACACUGUAUAAUUUGCAGCGGCAUGCAAGACAUUUUUGGUUGUCUGCCCUCCCUGAAUAUUUUGAGAACUGCCGUGUUGUUGUUGUAUUGUGGUCAAUCUCGAUUCAGAUCUCAGCAAUGCCUUCGUUGCCUCAUCUGGUCUCAAUGUCGACUCUCUGACUUUUUUGUCAUUUAUGGCAAACGAAUCAAAUGUGGGUGCUGGUUUUUGUGUCUGUGUUUCAGUUCACAAUUAUUAAUUGGCUCUGUUAGAAGUGAGCCAUUUCGUAAAACGUUCAUGUCCCUUUAAUUUAUCCUGUCACAGAUGUGAAAGAAGUCGUACAGUAACUUGCCAAUGGACACAUUGUUGAGCGUGCCAAACAAACUUGGAUCUUCUCUGGUGAAAUCAAAUCCCUAUAUUAUUCACACGACUUAACAACAGUUUGAUUUCAUGACAGAUUUAAUAUUUUAUAUUUCAAAUGAAAUAAAUGAUUUCUAAUA
This is a messenger RNA of Hippocampus comes (tiger tail seahorse), 4456 nucleotides long. RefSeq names its product Kruppel like factor 15 (gene klf15). The record is from RefSeq and is a predicted model, not a curated record. Bases 277 to 1845 code for a protein of 522 amino acids. The transcript is spliced from 3 exons. Gene Ontology annotation, molecular function: RNA polymerase II cis-regulatory region sequence-specific DNA binding; DNA-binding transcription factor activity, RNA polymerase II-specific. Lineage: Eukaryota; Metazoa; Chordata; Actinopteri; Syngnathiformes; Syngnathidae. Gene Ontology annotation, biological process: regulation of transcription by RNA polymerase II.